GCAGACGCAGGUCGUCCUCACCUGCGCGGCACGGCAAGACCCGCUCGCCACUCGGGACUCUGACUCGGCAGCAAGCGGCGGCCGAGUUGCUCCGUCUCUUCACGACUGCGGCCGAACGCACGGACGCCACAACCUCCUUCUUACACACCUCGUCGCAGCGGCGAUGCCUUCGGAAAAGCCGUACCAUAUCAAUGUCGGGUACCUGCCGGACAACGACCCGACUCACGGCAGCGACGACCCCAGGCACGGUCGCGGUGACCGCCGGGAGCCGCGGCGGGGCGAACACCGAGAUCCACCGCGGGACGACUACCGGGACCCGCCUCGCGGAAACAACCGAGACACCCGUCGGGACAACUACCGGGACCCCCCGCGCAGAAACAAUCGGGAGGAUCGACGGGACGACUACCGGGACCCCCCGCGCAGAAACGACCGACAGGACGACUACCAGGACCCCCCGCGCAGAAACAAUCGGGACGAUCGUCGGGACGACUACAGAGAGCCGCCACGCGGCGACACUCGGGGAGGCCGACGGGACGACUACAGAGAGCCGCCACGGGGCGACUAUCGAGACCCUUCCCGAGCGGACAACUGGGAUGCGCGACGGGGCGACGUCGGUGAUCCGCCGCCUCAAUACGAAGCGGCCCCACAGAGCAACGUGCGAGCAGUGCCCCACGCGAGUGCCGCCAACGGGAGUGCCCCCCGCACGAGUGCCCCCCGCACGGGUGCCCCCCACACGAGUGCCCCCCACACGAGUGCCCCCCACGUGAACGUCGCGGUCCCGGCGCCGUACGUCAACCAGCCGCCGCCGCUGAACGCUGCCAAGAAGGAGCAGAGCAGUUGCUGCCUGACUCGACGGACGCUGAUCAUUAUCGCCAUCGUCGCCACGGUGUUGAUCAUCGCAGGAGUUGCCGCGGCCGUGGCACUCAUACUGCUGAAGGAUCCGUGUCAGUCCGACUCUGUUCGUUGUAAUGGAGUCAGAGACUGCGUCAACGGCACAGACGAGCACGGGUGCGCACGCAGCAGUGGAGAUCAAGCGUACCUGCAGGUGUGGAACACGGCAGCCGGCGUGUUUGCCAUGGUGUGUGUCGAGAACUUCACAAAUGUCUACGCCGAGCAGGCCUGCGCGCUCAUGGGAUACGACAGCAGCGGUUCUGUCACGUGGAGUUCGAUCGCACCUUCGGCGGGGGCUGUCGUCGCCGUGAGCACCGACGCUGCUGACACUGCCAACCUACAGCUCGCCUACGCCCCAAGCAAUUGCCCGGGUAAUGUCGUCAGCAUUUCGUGCCUAGCGUGUGGGUCCAGCACCAAGAGCACCUCGCGCAUCGUCGGGGGGCAAGCUGCACAGUUGGGCUCGUGGCCGUGGCAAGUCUCGCUGCAAUUCAACGGCCAUCACACGUGUGGCGGGACGCUUCUGACCCCCACGUGGGUGCUCUCUGCCGCCCACUGCUUUCAGGGGGAUAUGGCGACCAGCGACAGCUGGCAGGCGAACUUGGGCAUCAUCAUUCAGCCCGGCUCAAACACUCACAGCAUCUCCAAAAUCAUCACCAAUGCGCAAUACGUGGACAACACCCACAACGACUACGACAUCGCCCUCGUGAAGCUCCGCAGCCCAUUGGGCAUGAGCAGCACGAUCGGUCCAGCUUGUUUGCCAAACUACCAAACGGACUUCGCAGUGGGAAUGAACUGCUGGAUCACAGGGUGGGGUGCCACAAAGGUCUCAGGUACCGCAUCGCCGACUCUUCAGGAAGUAAUGGUGCCGAUACUGAGCACCGAAACAUGCAACGCCGUAAACUCUUACAAUGGGCAGAUCACGUCACGCAUGGUGUGCGCCGGCUACAUGGCAGGAGGCCAGGAUGCAUGCCAGGGAGACAGUGGAGGCCCUCUGGUAUGCAAAACCGGUACCAGCUGGUUUGUUGCCGGGGCCACCAGCUUUGGGGAGGGAUGCGCACUGACCAAUUUCCCUGGAGUGUAUUCCCGCGUCACGGCGUACCUCGACUGGAUACACGGAACAAUGCAGGAUGGUAACUGAUUCUACAAACGGCAAGAGGAGGAGGGGACUUCACAUCCCGUCGCCUCGUCAGGCCUCGCCCGUUCAGUGCUGGGAUCACUUUGCCUGGCCACGUUAUUCUUCACCUGCUUGAAUCCUGCUUUGGUCCUGCCUGCCACGUUUUUCCUCGCCUUAUCUCGCCUUGCCUUGCCUUGCCUUAUCUCUCUCAUGCCUUGCCGUACUGGGACUUGCCUCUGACCCAGUGGCAUUGCACGAUUGGCAUGAGCCCUUUGCAAAAAUUAAAUGGGGCUCCCUGCUCAAUUGGCGCCCCUCCUUUGUCGCUCGGCAUCUGGGCCUCUCCAGUCCCACGGAACCCCGGUUCAGUUGCAAAGCCGUUUGCAUGCUACUCGAUAGCUAUGCCACUGCUCUGACACAGCAUGUGCUUAUAGACGUGCGUUCGUGUGUGUGCGCGCAUACGGACCCGUCUCCAUUAUUCCUACUCGUGCUAUACAGUUAUCAAGUGUGCGUUUUUUGCGCCAGAUGUUUGUUUUGGGACGAAACUUAACUCCGUUGCAGGAGCUAUAAACGUUAGGUGCACACCUGCAUAUGCAGCACCGUCGCAACAAGCCUGGUCAGCGCCAGUCGCAUCGAUGUGUCUGUGCACCUGAGCCGGACGCAGGACGGCCGUGCCCUUCACCACAAAAUGAAGAAGCUGGAGCUACCCCAAUAUUUUAGUAGCUUGCAAUUCAGAAAGUCGCAAUACGAGCGAUGUUCAAAAACGUGUUUUAUUUAAAUAAAAAACACACUUAAUGAUUUACACUUUUUAUUUUUUUAUUUUACAAGAGUAAUACUUCAUUGUAUUUUGAGUGCUGCAGUCAACAGAACGGUUGUUUCCUCGGCGUGGAGUCAAAUGUUGAGACCCCGUCUCUUCUGACCCAUCUGGUUUUGCUCAGGACAUGGUCAUGCCGUUUAAAAUGGUUUGGGCCAUAGACUAAAAAGUUGUCGCAAAGUUUUAAUCUGCCUGUGAUCCUGACCUGAACUGCAUAAACACACGUUCUUAUAAGAUUGUUUUUUUACGUUAUACGAUUCUGCUGAAACGCAUCCACGUGUGUGUAAGGGUUUUAUAUUCCGUCGCUGCUGUUACACGGCGCACUGACCAUGGAUAGUUUUUGUAGCUUCAAGGUGCAACUGCUUGACAUGUGGGUGUCGCUGUGCAGGCCGUGACAAUACAAACAGGACUAAAAAUCGUCUUUAACAUCGCAUAACUUCUAGCAAGCUGCAGGCAACACAAAUGUCAAAAAUAAUCCAUGACAUAAUUGUGCUUAUUGGAGCAGAAGUCAAACUAAUGGAAUAAUUUCAUCAUUUUGUAUGAUUGUCAAUCUUGAAAAAAACGUAUAUAUUUAGUCUACAUUCAUUAAAAUUUUUAUGAUUUUAAUUGA
Molecule: messenger RNA, 3426 nt
Organism: Lethenteron reissneri (Far Eastern brook lamprey)
Lineage: Eukaryota; Metazoa; Chordata; Hyperoartia; Petromyzontiformes; Petromyzontidae
Product: transmembrane protease serine 3-like
Biological process (GO): proteolysis
Cellular component (GO): membrane
Molecular function (GO): protein binding; serine-type endopeptidase activity
Source: RefSeq, a predicted model, not a curated record